Molecule: messenger RNA, 2638 nt
Organism: Phoenix dactylifera (date palm)
Lineage: Eukaryota; Viridiplantae; Streptophyta; Magnoliopsida; Arecales; Arecaceae
Biological process (GO): GMP biosynthetic process
Cellular component (GO): cytosol
Molecular function (GO): ATP binding; GMP synthase (glutamine-hydrolyzing) activity; GMP synthase activity
Source: RefSeq, a predicted model, not a curated record
UGCGGCCCCACCCAAAACCCUAACCCUAAUCCCAAUCCCCACCCGCAAACCCUAGCCCUCGCCUUCCGCCGGAGAAAAUGGAGACCGUUGCCCUAGCGAAGGCCUCCGGCGGCGGCGGAGGGAACCUGGUGCUGAUCCUGGACUACGGCUCCCAGUACACCCACCUCAUCACCCGCAGGAUCCGGCAUCUCUCUGUCCUGUCCCUCUGUAUCUCCGGCACCUCCUCCCUUUCCUGCAUCGCCGAGCUGAAGCCCCGAGUUGUCAUCCUCUCUGGAGGCCCUCAUUCCGUCCACACCGACGGCGCCCCCUCCUUCCCCGACGGCUUCCUCCGGUAUGCCGAGGAGAACGGCGUGUACGUGCUCGGGAUCUGCUACGGGAUGCAGUUGAUCGUCCAGAAGCUUGGGGGAGUGGUCACUGUCGGAGAGAAGCAAGAAUAUGGGAAGAUGGAGAUCUCGGUGGAGGAGGAGGAGUGCGGGCUUUACGGGCCGGAGGCCCUCGGCGGGACUCAGACGGUGUGGAUGAGCCAUGGAGAUGAGGUGGUUAAGUUGCCGGAGGGAUUCACGGUGGCAGCGAGAAGUUUACAGGGAACGGUGGCAGCGAUUGAGAACCACUCCAAAAGGUUUUACGGGCUUCAGUACCAUCCGGAGGUGACGCAUUCUCCUCAAGGAAUGGUGACGCUGCGCCACUUUCUUUUUGAUGUUUGUGGAGUAACCGCUGAUUGGGAGAUGCAAGAUGUGCUUGAAGAAGAAAUAAAAGUCAUCAAAGAAAUGGUUGGACCAGAUGAACAUGUCAUUUGUGCAUUAUCUGGUGGAGUAGAUUCCACCGUUGCAGCCACUCUUGUUCACAAGGCGAUUGGAGACAGGCUGCACUGUGUCUUUGUUGACAAUGGGUUAUUGAGGUAUAAGGAGAGAGAGCGAGUAAUGUCAACCUUCCAGAGCGACCUGCAUUUGCCAGUUACUUGCGUUGACGCAUCUGAUCGAUUUCUUAGUAAGCUUAAAGGUGUUAAAGACCCAGAGUGUAAGAGAAAAAUCAUUGGAAGGGAGUUCAUAUCUAUUUUUGAUGAUUUUGCUCAAGAGUUAGAAAAAGAAUUGGGAAAGAGACCUACAUUCUUGGUUCAGGGAACUCUAUAUCCUGAUGUGAUUGAGUCAUGCCCACCUCCUGGAAGUGGAAGAACUCACUCCCAUACAAUCAAGAGCCAUCAUAAUGUUGGAGGACUUCCAAAGGACAUGAAGUUAAAGCUCAUCGAACCACUUAAGCUCCUCUUUAAAGAUGAGGUGCGAAAACUGGGAAGCAUUCUGAAUGUUCCUGAAUCAUUUUUGAAGAGGCACCCAUUCCCUGGACCUGGCCUUGCUGUUCGUGUCUUGGGUGAUGUUACAGAAGGAAAUGCCUUGGAGAUUCUACGCCAGGUAGAUGAAAUAUUCAUUCAAUCAAUAAAAGAUGCUGGUCUAUAUGAUUCCAUCUGGCAAGCUUUUGCUGUGUUUUUGCCAGUACAAUCAGUUGGGGUUCAAGGUGACCAGAGAACUCAUUCUCAUGUAGUUGUUCUUAGAGCAAUUACUAGUGAGGAUGGAAUGACUGCAGACUGGUAGUGGACAUUUGCAUAUUUAGGGAAAUACCUUUCUGUUGGUUGGAAGUCUUUUAAUGCACACACAUGGUUGUCUAAAAUGUGCUUUUGCCAGUAAUAUUGUCAUUAUGGUGCUAGGUUUCACGGUUUCAGUUCUAAUGGUUCUUCUAGUUUUUUUAUGUAAUUGGUUGGUAUUUCUACCAAAGAUGAAUUUGUCUAGUACAUAGCAGGUAUGGCAGGCUGUGUUGCCCUUGAAUGUUAAUUCUUUUGGAGCUUUUCCUUGUGCCAACAAUGCAACUGUACUGAUGGAAAUAGCACAUGUGCAUCUCAAUGAAAAUUUUAUCAAGACUUUCUUGUAGAUGGAUGCGAUUGUUUAAGAGCCUGACAGCAAAUGAAUUUCAUUAAUUGCAUUGACAUGUGCACAAGACAAUUUCUCUAUAUGCACUUUUAGUAUGAAAACAACAUUAUUUAUACGGUCCGUACAUGGCUGUGUGAUAUAGUCAGUCUCCAGCUUGUUGGAUAUUUCUUUGAUGCAUUUCCAGACCAUAUUUAUGUAUUCCUUAUUGACUUAGAUGUUUCCAGACAAACUAAGAAUACCAGACGUUGCACAUGCAAUUAUAGCCUAAUGGUUUAUUUCAUGGCUGCAUUUUCAGACCACAGAAUGAACUAGUCUGAAUACCUGAAGAUAACAAUGGUAUAUAUAUAAUCUAGUUUUACAUUUCAUAUUGUAGCGAGCACUUGAAUGCUGGAUGAGGGUAUGAGAAAGUUGAUAAAACCAGAUUUAACAUCUCUAGCAGCAAGAUUUAAUUAUUUUAGUCGUCUUCAGUCAUAUUUCAAAGUUACGCCCACAAGUAUGGCUCUGCGGGAUGUCCUUUAUCUUAUGUUCGAACUUCUCCUGUUUGAUUUAUGAUAUGUGAACCUGGAUGACACAAUCAGCACGUGCCAGAACCAUUGCACUGUAUUCGAAUCGCAAUAAAGGCUACUAUCAUGGAUGCUUGAUGUUCCAUAUAUGCACUUUUUGCCCCUUUACCCUAAUUAACCUCUCAUAUCUAACAAUAUCUUCUUCAACACAAAUCU